Cuscuta campestris is the source of this 3110-nucleotide messenger RNA. The record is from the annotation of a GenBank genome assembly. NCBI's taxonomy places the organism in Eukaryota, Viridiplantae, Streptophyta, Magnoliopsida, Solanales, Convolvulaceae.
AUGGAUCCAAGUUUAGAAUAAAUAAACUCCUACUUUGCAUUCUCUCUCUCUAAGAACUUAUAUUAUUCUUUAUUCUUGGUGGUUUAUAACCAUCAAAUUGGUGCUUUCAUUAAGAGCUGAGGAACGUACUCGUAGGUUAACUCCCGAAUGCGAGAAUGGUGCAAACAAGGAGCAACGUCCCCACCACUAGCCACGUCGGUGGCGAGGAGAUCGCGCCGGGCAGCGGCAACGGCACGAGUGGCAUCGCUUUGACUCCGGACACGGUCCAGGCGUUGUUCGGCUUGGGGGUGACCACGGAGCAACUCCAGGUGGCCGUUGCGGCACUUUCCGCCAUGAAUAACGUGCCCGGCGCCGGAGCUGGCAAAGCUCCGCUCGGUCACCACACCGAGAACGCUGCCACUUCCCAGCACAAGGGGAAGAAGACUCGGAGGAGCAGGAGGAGGCCCGAAAAGGGCCCGAUGAUCGAGGAGGUGUUGGUGGAGGACAUCCCAGAAGGGGAGGACGAUGAGGCCAGUGAGUGUAGAGUCUCGGCCUUCAAACGCUUGGGAGGCGAGGAGACCCGAGUGUCGGCCUUCGACCGGCUUAACCGCGGACCGGAAGGCCGCCCAGUUCCGCUGCCGGCAAACUUCCGUCCGUGGCAGAUCAAGGCUUACAGCGGGACGACGGACCCCCAGGAUCAUUUGUCAAAGUUCUAUGCUUCGAUGGAGGCGGCGGCAGCCCCGGACGAGGUCAAGUGCGGGUGCUUCCUCGCGACGCUGGAGGGCUCCGCAUGCGAUUGGUUCAACCGGCUCCCAAAGGGAACCAUUGACGAUUGGAAUACACUGGUGGAGAAGUUCUUGACGCAUUUCGCGGCCAACCGAAGGCAAAGGCUACCCUACUCCCACCUGCUCAACGUAUGCAUCCGCAUAGGAGAGAAGGCCCGCGACUUCAUAACCCGGUGGGAGAAGGAGGCUAGGGACGUGCACGGGGCGGAUGACCAAGCUUUGGUGGCCAUGUUCCAAGCAGCCCUUCCCCGUGGAGAGGUUUGGAAGGAGCUUUGCAAGAAUCCUCCCCCCACGUACCAAGAAACCCUGGCGCGCGCUAAGUUCUUGGCCUCGGAAGAGUUCGAUGAUGCUCCCGACUCUGAGGCCGCGCCAGCUAAGCGAGCUCCCGUAGACUCCGGAGAGGCCGCGAAGAAGAGGAAGAAGAAGAAAGACUACACCGCAGGUCCGAGGACGCCCUCGGCUGGUGUGUACUCCGUGGGUGCGCCCAUGGGAACGAAGGAGAUGCAGCGACUCAUUGCACGAGGACCCGCUCGGCGAGACGACGGAGCAGCCCCUUCCCGGGGUCCGCCGGAAGGAAGAACUUGGAGAAAGCCAACCGAGCUGGUCGCGGUGGCCACGCAAACAAGGAACCCCGAGAAGAGGCACAUUGGGCGAGAGUGCGAUGAUCUAGAUGAGGACGAAGCUCAAAAAUAUCCAGUGGGAUUUAUCCACGGAGGAAACAUUGGUGGGGACUCCGUCGCUCAAAGGAAGAGGUGGAAGCACAUGGCCUUCAUCGCCAAAGUUCAUCAGGCACCGGAGCCCAAGCUCGGAAGACGAGAGCAAAUCCAAUUCACGGAGAAGGAUCUUCCGAACACGCUAAGCCCCCACCGAGAUGCCUUAGUUGUGAAGAUAGAGAUUAACGAUGCCAUAGUGCACCGCACCUUGGUGGACACUAGAAGCUCAGUCAACAUAAUGUAUGAGAAAACCUUCCAAGACCUCGGCUUGAACCGCAAGGACUUAAGGCCCGUGUGCACUCCCCUCUCCGGGUUCACGGGGGACUCCAUCGAGGCCAAAGGAGUCAUCGCUGUACUCGUGAUAGUAGGGGAUGGUGUGCACAAGGCCAAGUUGAAGAUGGAGUUCAUGGUUGUAAGCAUCAGUUGCGCGCACAACAUGAUCCUGGGACGGCCCGGCCUUGAGGACUUGGAAUGUGUGAUCUCCCCAUACUACUUGUGUAUGAAGUUCCCCACUCCUUCGGGAAUCGGGGUGGCAAAGGGAGACCAAAAGUUAGCUCGAUCGUGCUACGUCUGCAUUACAAAAAAAUUGCCAAGGGAUGAAACGUUGGUCGUGCACGCACAGGAGGAAAUGCGGAAGCUGGAAGCACGGCCAAAGGCCGAGCCCGCCGAGGAGGUCGAGGAGGUGCCGCUCGAUCCUCGGACACCCGAGCGGAAGGUGAAGGUCAGGGCGAGCCUAACUAGGAGCCAGCGGAAGCGCUUGGUGGACGUGCUCUCUGCCUACCGCGUGAUCUUUGCAUGGGGCCCCGGGGACAUGCCGGGGGUGGAUCCCAAGGUCAUAUGUCACCGCUUGGCAGACAAUCCGGAGGCUAGGCCGGUGAAGCAUAAGAAGCGGUUCCUCUCGUCCGAGCGGAGGGAGUUUGUCUCCAAGGAAGUGGCCACCCUCCAGAGCAUUGGGCAUAUCAGAGAGGAGUCCCAACAGCCCAUGUCCAAGUGGGCGGUGUUCCUUGGAGCCUUCCAGAUCGAGUUCAAGCCAAGGCCGGCGAUCAAGGGACAAGCGCUGGCCGACUUCGUGGUAGAGUGCACCGCUCGAGAAGAGUCGAGCCCGGAACUUGAAACCGAUGAUUGUUGGACAGUUUUUACCGACGGCUCCUCUGCCGCCAAAAACUCGGGGGGUGGAGUGGUAGUCAUCGCUCCCGAAGGCUUCAGAGCAUAUUACUCAGUCCGAUUCGGCUUCAAGGCAUCGAAUAAUGAGGCGGAAUAUGAAGCGCUCUUGUUCGAGCUACGCUUAGUAGCUGGGAUGAACGCGACAAAGUUAAGGAUAAACUGUGAUUCAAAGUUGGUGGUUGGCCACGUCUCGGGAGAGUUCGAGGCGAAGGAUGAAAGAAUGAAGAAAUACAGAGAUAUGACUUUAGAACUUCUUAAAAGCUUCACCGCAUAUAGUGUCGAGCAGAUAUCCUAUAGAAGCUGAGCUUAGACACGCCCGAGCACAUCAGGCGGAUGGCAAACAUGGAAGAGCUGUCCGAGCCGAGCAUCCUUGCCUUCCCCGUGGCAAUGAUCUGUGCUCGGCCUAGAGAUUGGACGGACGACAUGUUGUAUUUAGGUGCCCUAGCGGCAAUCAAAUACCUAUGUAACU